CAACAAGUCGGCAGCAAUAUCGCCAGGUUCUGCACCUGCCUCCACAGCAUUGCAAAUGAAGCGGGCCCGCCAGCUGCUCGUGGUUGUUGCUUCUGUCGCAGCCGCCUUCGGAGCCUUUACGCUGGUCGUGUUGCUCAUACGCAAGAUAGGCAGCUCCUUCACAAAUGACGUGCUGCUCGCCGACCCCAAUGCCUGGUACACAGUGCGGCUGGAUCGCCGAGUCCACAUCACCCCCGACGUUCGCCUCCUGCGCUUCUCUUUUCGGAGCCGCUUCCAGACGCUGGGCCUCAGCGUCGGCCAGCACCUUCUUCUCUGUGCGCGUAUCGAUGGCUGCUCCGUGACGAGACCGUACACUCCGGUGAGCCGUUGCGACCAAGCAGGUGGCUUCGACAUUAUGGUCAAGGUGUACCGCACGGGCACCACAGGGAAAUUUCCUGAAGUGGGCGGGAUGUCCCAGUUCCUCGACAUGGUGUGCCUAGGGACGAAAUUAAAGAUCCAGGGUCCACGAGGACGCUUUCUGUAUCAAGGUCAGGGACGUUUCGUGACGGUCGACGGCAGCUGGCUGCCACCAGCAACCUGGUUAGGACUAGUCGCAGCAGGAAGUGGCGUCACGCCAAUGCUCCAGCUUCUGCGCCAUGUGCUGGCGGACCAGACGGACAAAACGAAAAUCAUGAUGAUAGAUGUCAACAGAACCGAAGAAGACAUCAUCGCUCGUCGUGAACUGGAUAAUUACGCCAAGGUUCAAGCUGAGCGGUUCAGUCUCUGUCACGUACUAAGCAAGCCUCCCACGAGUGAAAGUGCAAUUACAUACGUGGCGGGACCCCUGACUCCUGGCAUCAUGGCCGAGCACCUUCCUUCACCAACGGCUGAGACCAUAGUGCUUCUGUGUGGACCACGGGAGUUUCUCAGUGACCUGUGCAAACCAGCGCUGACUGCCAUUGGACACAAGACGCAGAGAGUGCUAUGCUUCUGAGUGGCAUUGCUCUUUCGGGCUACACAAGUGCGUUCAUCAUUUGGUAUUUAUCGACUUCUAAGCUUUCUAUUGUUCGAUUGAAAACGAGCUGUGGCUUUUGCGUUAUGCGCACUGGCACGCGAAAUAUUCGCGUAUUGUGAUGACUUCAAUCCAAACCCAAACGUAUCGGACAAUAUUGAAACGCCGCCUGCUACAAGCAUUUUAUUCAGCCGCUUCCUAUGCACCUUGCUGGUCGGCGCAAGUCUGCUGGUCGUAGAUUAAAACGCCUUCACCGCAGUA
Dermacentor albipictus is the source of this 1252-nucleotide messenger RNA. RefSeq names its product NADH-cytochrome b5 reductase 2-like. Lineage: Eukaryota; Metazoa; Arthropoda; Arachnida; Ixodida; Ixodidae. Gene Ontology annotation, molecular function: oxidoreductase activity. The record is from RefSeq and is a predicted model, not a curated record.